GGCUUUGGGUUCCCGGGCCGCCCGGGAGCGCUAGCCGGGUGCCCCUGCCUCCCCCGCUCUCAGCGCUCCAUGCGCCCACCCCCGGCCCCAUGGAGCCGGGCAGCUAUGCCAGCGUGGACGGCGCCAAGGACCUGGAGGGCUUGCUGGGGGCGGGAGGCAGCCGGAACCUGCUCGCCCACUCCCCGCUGGCCAGCCACCCGGCGGCGCCCGCGCUGAUGCCAGCUGCCAACUAUGCGCCCCUGGACCUGCCGGGCUCUUCGGAGCCCCCGAAGCAGUGCCACCCGUGCCCCGGGGCGGCCCAGGGCGCGUCCCCGGCGCCCGUGCCCUACGGCUACUUCGGAGGCGGGUACUACCCCUGCCGCCUGGCGCGCGGCUCCCUGAAGCCCUGCGCCCAGGCCGCCGCGCUGGCCGCCUACCCCGCCGAGCCCCCCGCGGCCGCCGAGGACUUCCCCGGCCGCCACGCCGCCGAGUUCGCCUUCUACCCCGGCUACCCGGCCCCCUACCAGCCCAUGGCCGGCUACCUGGACGUGUCCGUGGUGCAGACGCUGGGCGCGCCCGGGGAGCCGCGCCACGACGCCCUGCUGCCCGUGGACAGCUACCAGCCCUGGGCCCUGCCCGGCGGCUGGAACAGCCAGGUGUGCUGCCAGGGGGACCAGAACCCGCCGCCGGGGGCCUUCUGGAAGACGGCCUUUGCAGACUCCAGCGCUCAGCACCCCCCAGAAGGCUGCACCUUCCCCCGCGGCCGCAAGAAGCGCAUCCCCUACAGCAAGGGGCAGCUGCGGGAGCUGGAGCGCGAGUAUUCGGCCAACAAGUUCAUCACCAAGGACAAGAGGCGCAAGGUCUCGGUGGCCACCAGCCUCUCGGAGCGCCAGAUCACCAUAUGGUUUCAGAACCGCAGGGUCAAGGAGAAGAAGGUCCUUGCCAAGGUCAAGACCAACACAACUCAGUGAGGGCGCUCCCUGGCUAGGGAGGUGGUGGGGGAAGGUGGGCGGCAUCCUGGGGAGACCAGGACCCUGCGAGGGACAGGCUGGGACCCAGGACUCUGUUGAGGGAUCCCCAGAGGAGACACUUUUUCCAGGCCGUGGCUCCUGUGCUGUUCUCCAGGGACAACCUGAGUGCCCCCUCUGUCCCUGUGAGCCAUGGAGGCCCAAGUGAACGCCUCAUCUGCCAGAGGACCUGUCCCAGGCAUUGGCAUUCACCCUGGCCGUGGUGAUCACCACCGUAACCAGUUCUAGUUGCCAUGGUAAUUAGUCUCCUUCUUUCUACUGGAGCUCUGCGAGCGAGCGUACAGAAACUGCUUUCAUGGAAUGAACUGAUCACUGAUCACGAAUAAACUUGGAAGGAGAUGGUG
Molecule: messenger RNA, 1351 nt
Organism: Pipistrellus kuhlii (Kuhl's pipistrelle)
Lineage: Eukaryota; Metazoa; Chordata; Mammalia; Chiroptera; Vespertilionidae
Gene: HOXB13
Product: homeobox B13
Exons: 2
Coding region: 90-950 (286 amino acids)
Biological process (GO): regulation of transcription by RNA polymerase II
Molecular function (GO): RNA polymerase II cis-regulatory region sequence-specific DNA binding; DNA-binding transcription factor activity, RNA polymerase II-specific
Source: RefSeq, a predicted model, not a curated record